Messenger RNA from Stomoxys calcitrans (stable fly), 1463 nucleotides. RefSeq names its product alpha-tocopherol transfer protein. The transcript is spliced from 4 exons. Gene Ontology annotation, molecular function: phosphatidylinositol bisphosphate binding. Bases 346 to 1272 code for a protein of 308 amino acids. Gene Ontology annotation, cellular component: membrane. The record is from RefSeq and is a predicted model, not a curated record. Lineage: Eukaryota; Metazoa; Arthropoda; Insecta; Diptera; Muscidae.
GGUUUUAUCUAUAACAGGCAGACACCACCUACCCGCCUUCACACAGAGGUGUACUUUUUAGUUGGAUUUUUUGCUGCCUACCAUGUCUACGUACCUGACGACUACCUGCCACUACCCAUUUGGCUGGUUGAGGGGUCUAAUGUUACCUUCGUUGCCCAACGAACCGUCAGUUCAACAUUUGCAACGCAAGACGUUGCUUCUUCCACUACGCAUCCUCAUCGUGAAUAUUGCCUUUUUGUUAUAAAUUAUACGGAUUAACAAACACAGUGAUAGUAAUAAAUUAAAAAAAAACACUUUUUGUCUUAAAUAAACAAGUAUGUGUCAUCAUGUCCAAAACAGAAAAACAUGUCAAAAAUCCGCCCUUUAUCUGAUCAAUUAGCUGAGAAUGCAAAACGCGAACUGGGUGAAGUUCCCGAACGCAUUGAUUCGGAUAUUGCAAUGCUACGAGAGUGGAUCUGCAAACAGCCACAUUUAAAAGCACGCACAGAUGAUCAAUUAUUGGUGGCAUUUUUGCGUGGGUGUAAAUACAGUCUAGAAAAGGCCAAACACAAAAUUGAUUGCUUCUAUGCAAUGCGUAAUGCGGUGCCAGAAUUAUAUAAAAAUCGUUUUGUGAAUGAUAAAUCCAUUGCUAUACUGAGACAAGGCUGUUUAUUGCGCUUACCCAAACCAUUGACCGAAGCAGGCCCCCGUAUACACAUAUCACGAUAUGGUUACUAUAAUACGGACAAUCAUAGCCUGGCUGAUGUUGUUAAAUUGAGCACGAUGCUGGGAGAGAUACAAUUUCGUGAAGAUGAUAAUGCUAUGGUAAUGGGUUUUGUAGAAAUUAUCGAUCUCAAGGAUGUUUCCGCAGGCCACAUUUUCCAAUUUGAUGCUGUGCUGGUUAAAAAACUUGCCGUCUUGGGCGAUAAAGCAUGGCCUUAUAGGCCUAAGGGGUUUCACUUUGUUAAUGCUCCCACAGGUACCGAAAAAUUACUAGCCAUUGCCAAAAGUUUAAUGAGCGAUAAAAUUAAACAGAGAUUCCACAUUCAUUCCAAAUAUGAAUCAUUAUAUCAGUAUAUUCCUCAAGAAUGCUUGCCGGCUGAAUAUGGUGGUAGCAAUGGUACUAUUGCAGAUGUCGUCAACACCUGGGAAAAGAAAUUAUUAGAAUACAAAGCAUACUUCGAUGAAGAAGUCGAGUAUUGUACAAAUGAAAAACUACGUCCUGGCCGACCGCUCAACUCAGAGUCACUCUUUGGCAUUGAUGGCUCGUUUAGGAAACUGGAUAUUGACUAAUGCAGUGUAUAGUUUGUUAGAUGGCACUUGAAUUCGUGCAAAGGAUUUUAAUAGUUUAAUUUUAGGCAAGGCCUUAGACAUGACACAUAAAACAAGUUGAUUAAUAAUAUUAAUUUAAUAAAUGCAAAAAUCUUUUACGUUUUUCUCAAAAUACUUCAAGGGUAUUUUUUGUAAUAAGACUAAAUUUUUAA